CGGUUCACAGUAAACUCAGCUCGCGCUCCUCGAGAACUGCAGCACAACUUGAGCGCGAAAAAAUCAAGAAGCGCAAGACAGGCGACAUCAAAGCAUGGACGCUCCGGCGACAGGUAUGUCGUGCGCACCUCGCGAAGCAGACGACACGAGUCGCGCUGGCGACGUCGGGAAACUGCGCGUACUCGAGCUGUACAGCGGCAUCGGGGGAAUGCACUUCGCCUGCCGACCGGAUAGGACUUCGGUCGUCGCCGCUGUCGACGUGAACACCACGGCGAACUCUGUGUACGCGUUCAACUUCCCUGAAACGCGACUACUUCAACGCAACGUGCAAUCGCUAAGCGCCCGUGAGAUCGACUCUCUUCAACCCGACCUGGUGACUAUGAGCCCGCCGUGCCAACCGUUCACGCGGCAGGGCUUGCAGCGCGACUCCCAGGACCCGCGAUCGUCGUCGCUAUUCUCUUUUCUCACUGUCCUAUCGACGCUGAAGCACAAGCCAAAGUACAUACUGCUGGAAAAUGUUAAAGGUUUCGAGACGUCUGCAACCCAUUCUACGCUCACUCAGGUUCUCCAAGGUAGUGGAUACCACAUCCAUCGUUACUUGCUGUCACCCACUCAAUUUGGCGUCCCGAACUCUCGGCUGCGCUUCUACUGCCUCGCCAAACUGCAUCCAGCCCAGUUCAGGGACUGCCGUCAAGAAGACAACGGCGUCUGCUCUGGUGCCUGUCAGGAGAAACCGCCCCCUGGGUCGCAAGAGACUGGACCGCCACAGAGCCUGUCAAGCUUCCUCAGCCUCAGUGAUGAACAGGAUUUGAGAAAUGAUGCGAGCUACCUUCUGCCCGAUAAAAUUCUCUCCAGGUUCUCUCUCCUUCUUGACAUUGUCGAGCCCGCAUCGGCCAACACGUGCUGCUUCACCAAAGGCUAUGCUCACUAUGUCGAGGGCACAGGCUCUGUUCUACUCCAGGCACCCAUGGAUGACAUGCAUGAAGUCUACCGCAAAGUUCCCCAUAAAGAGGCAGUGCCAGAAGACGUCCUGGAAAUGCUGCGGAACCUGCGGCUGCGUUACUUCACACCACAGGAAGUUGCCCGGCUUAUGUGCUUUCCGGAGUGCUUUGCCUUUCCCCCGGACUUGAAGCCAAAGCACCGAUACCAGUUGCUGGGAAACAGCGUCAAUGUUCGUGUCGUGCGUGCACUUCUGGACUAUUUGUUGGACGAUGUACCAGAAUCUUAGCGCAAUUCACCAAACUCUGUGAGAACGCUGUACAUAAAUGAGUACUGUCGCAAAA
Molecule: messenger RNA, 1283 nt
Organism: Dermacentor andersoni
Lineage: Eukaryota; Metazoa; Arthropoda; Arachnida; Ixodida; Ixodidae
Gene: Mt2
Product: tRNA (cytosine(38)-C(5))-methyltransferase
Cellular component (GO): nucleus
Molecular function (GO): methyltransferase activity
Source: RefSeq, a predicted model, not a curated record